Molecule: messenger RNA, 2214 nt
Organism: Aspergillus thermomutatus
Lineage: Eukaryota; Fungi; Ascomycota; Eurotiomycetes; Eurotiales; Aspergillaceae
Exons: 4
Coding region: 1-2214 (737 amino acids)
Molecular function (GO): glycosyltransferase activity
Source: RefSeq, a predicted model, not a curated record
AUGAAAUCUGAGAGACGGACUUCUGUACAUGACUUGGGCAGGCUAAGCCUUCAGCUGCAGAAGGACAGCUGGCAUGGGCCACCGUUCAAUGCCAUCUACGCUGGUAUCGCGACUCAUUUUCAUGUGUUCUCUUCUGGAGCGUCCUUUGCCAUUGCCGUGCGCGAUAGCUCCUACUUACUAGACUUUGCGCAGUAUGAUUUCCGCUCAGGCAAUCGGUACCAGGGUUGGCUGGAAUUUUCAAAUUUCAUCCUGGCCAAGUUGAGAGAGUAUCAGGAAGAGCACUGCGAGAAGUUCAUCGGCGUGGCGAUGCAGGCUGAAUUAGCUGAGAGGUGCCCUGAGCUCUGUUCCCUGCUUUGGCUUGAGCUCGACAUCAUCCCCAUCGUACUGCGCAAAGCAGAGGAGCAUGUGAGUUGGGGCUUGUACGAGCAAGACAUAUCGUAUAAGUCGUUGGAUGAGCAAGCGGAGUCAAUUGCAAGAAAAUGCAUUCGGUUUUUCGGUCCCAGCCAGGCGCCUGUUCCGGAGAUCGGGCUUCGAGGUCUCGUCGAGGUUGAUGCCGCAUUCCAUGUGAGACUCACGAGGCUUGCUGAUUACGAGAAAACCGUCGGAGCCGCAACAUGGACUGCCGUGAACAAGUAUGCGAGUGAUCUGAAACAACGCAGAGUGAAAAUAGCCUUCUUCAGUGCGACUCCGCAGGGCGGUGGUGUGGCGCUCAUGCGCCAUGCCAUGGUUAGGUUUGCGAAAGCAAUUGGAGUUGAUCUUAAGUGGUAUGUCCCGAAACCACGACAUGGUAUCUUCCGCAUCACCAAGAACAACCAUAAUAUUCUGCAAGGUGUAGCCGCUCCCGGAACACGAUUCACCAAGGAGGACAGAGAUGUCCUUUCCGGUUGGGUGCUUGAAAACGCAAAACGAUAUUGGCUCAGAGCAGAAGGAUCACAGAUUCCUGCAUUGCUCGAGAAGUUUGGCCCACAAGUCUAUCCCUGGCUUACAAAACAUGGCCCGCCUCCUCCCCCCUGGUUCCAGAAGAAUGGCCCUUUGGUUCCUCCAUGGGAGGGCGGCGCAGAUGUGAUCAUCAUCGAUGACCCGCAGCUACCGUUCUUGAUUCCAUUGAUCAAGGAACAGACUUUGGAUCGGCCAGUCAUCUUUCGUAGUCAUAUACAGAUCAGAAGUGAUUUGACGGACACUCCCGGGACUCCCCAGGCUGAAGCCUGGGGGUUGUUGUGGGAGGCGAUCAAGCAGGCAGAUCUGUUCAUCAGUCACCCUGUGCGUGCAUUUGUCCCAAAGGAUGUACCUCAACAGAAGCUUGGAUAUCUUCCAGCGUCAACAGAUUGGCUGGAUGGGCUGAACAAGCCAAUGACAGACUGGACCGCCAGUUACUAUGGGCGGAUCUUCAACUCUAAGUGUAGAGAGCAAUUCAUGACGAACAUUAAAUUCCCAGAUGGUCAGCAACCCCUCUUAUCCUUUUCUCUUCUCUUCGUCGGGCUGGGGACCACUGACAUUCUGCUGAACCUAGAGGAAUAUAUCGUCCAAGUUGCCCGGUUUGACCCUUCCAAAGGGAUCCAAGAUGUGCUCAUCUCGUACGGGGCAUUCCACCGGUGUCUUGUUGAAUCAUGUCCGGACUUGAAGCCUCCAAAAUUGCUGAUCUGUGGACACGGAUCAGUGGAUGAUCCAGACGGCUCACUGGUCUGGGAUACCACCUUGGAUUUCAUCGAGCAGCAUCUGAAACACUUGCAGUCACUCAUCUGCGUCAUGCGCAUUGGCCCUAGUGACCAGAUGCUUCAUACGCUCCUGUCCAGAGCGAAGAUUGCCCUCCAGCUCUCCACUCGGGAGGGAUUUGAGGUAAAAGUCUCAGAGGCACUACACAUAGGCAAGCCUGUAAUUGCGACUCGAGCUGGUGGGAUUCCUUUACAAAUCCAACACGGCGAAAAUGGGUUCCUGGUGGAUGUUGGUGACACUAAUGCGGUAGCGGAGCAUCUACUUGAACUCUGGACAGAUCCAGAGUUGUAUGACCGUAUGAGCGGGUACGCAGCGAAGAGCGUGAGUGAUGAAGUCAGUACGGUGGGUAACAUCUUGUCGUGGCUAUACCUGGGGUCGAAGCUAUCAAAGGGUGAGAACAUUCAGCCCAACGGAAGGUGGAUAAACGACCUGGCCCGUGAAGAAGCAAAUGAGCCGUACCAGAUGGACGAGAACAGGCUCAAGAGAGAAUUGACAACAUGA